GUAUGAACGAAUGCGAUGUUCUCCGAAUAGCAGAAAAAUUGCAAAAUUUAAUUGAUACAUGUAAUCGCUUGUUCAGUUUCCCCUUGUAGGGCUAGAAUAUCAAUAGUAGUAUUUGCUGUGUUAUUGUAGUCACUAAUUUAUAGGCGACAAUGGUUGUUGGAGCGUUUCCCAUUGCCAAAUUGUCAGUGUUACUAAUAAAGCAGAUCAGCAAACCCAUCGCUAAUGCGUGUAAAGAACGAGCCAAAAAUAGUCCUUUUUUUAGGACCUAUGUUUGUAUGCCUCCUGCCCAGUUCUACAAUUGGUGCGAGGUGAAGGCUAAGAUGUGGAUCCUAAAUUUGGGUAGACCUGUAAACAUACCUGUGCUGAGCCAGGAAAUGGCCAUUGAGCUGGGUGCCAACCUGCUGGGUGAAUCAGUCAUCUUUGUUAUUGGUGCUAGCCUGCUUAUUGUGGAAUAUGGCAGACAAAGCAAAAAAGAGGCAGCGAAAGAACAAGCUAGAAUCGAUGAGCUGAAACAUAUAACCAAUACAAUCACAGACUUGUACUUUGCAGUCCAGCAACAAGAAACACAGAUUAGGGAAAUGGAGCGCCUCAUUCAUUCAGUCAGUGGCAAGAAGAUAGAAGCACCUCCUCCAGACGUCAGAGACAUAACCAAAUCACUGAAGGAACUUGAAGAAUUGACUACUUCUAAGAGUUCCCCUCCCAAACCCCCAGCUGGUCAAAAAUCCCCUAAAGGCACCCCAAUGCAACCCCCCGCCAAUGAACAGCCACCAGCGAGAUCACAGGAAUGUGAUAAAAUGAUCAGACACGAAGCCCAACUUCUCUCCACACCAUACCCUGACAAAGGACUUAUCCUUCAAUCAUUGAAUUACAUCCAAAUGGAUGUUUUUAGUUCAAUAUUUCCUCAUAGCAGAAGGGAAGAGGAAAAAAAACAUGAAGAAAAAAAAAUACAGUCACAGAAACGUGAUAAUGCUGUACUUUCAGAAGCACUCUACAACAUUGAAAAUAACUUUAAGAGCUUGUUUUAAUGUGUAUGCACAAUAUGCACAUUUGUAAAAAUUAGGGAAAGUUAGUUUGUUAUGGUUAUGAAAUAACCCAUUGUAUUAUGUAAGUUGGUUUUACUAUAUUGGCAGUUUAUUUUGCUGCACUUUUCUUGGAAAUUCAUCAAGCUUGAAGUUUUUCAAUUUUUAUAUAAUUGCUUUUAAUCUAUACUGCCAACCAGUGUUCUGCAUUUGUGCGAAACUUUUGACUAUGGAAGUGUUGACACAGAGAUAUUAAACUGGGAGUUAUCAGGUACUUGAAGAUUUAAACAUUUUGAAAACGAAACUAUAGGUCUAUAGGCAUAGUAACUAGUACUUGUCUACUUGUGUGCAAAAAACAUGUACUUUACACAUUAGUACUAAAAUUAAAAUAAUGUUACUAAGAACAGACAUUAAAUUGGCUAAGUAAUGAGAUUAGUGCACGCCUAAUACUUGCUGAGUAGUGUAGUGUUUCAGUGUUUGUUACCACUCUAGGUCUGAGUUUACAAAGUAUGACUUGUAAACAUCUAUCAAUAUUAAAUUAUUAGAUAACAGUGUAAAUAAAUUGUAUCCUAUAA
Leguminivora glycinivorella is the source of this 1594-nucleotide messenger RNA. Its product is annotated as putative OPA3-like protein CG13603. The transcript is spliced from 4 exons. Lineage: Eukaryota; Metazoa; Arthropoda; Insecta; Lepidoptera; Tortricidae. Gene Ontology annotation, biological process: regulation of lipid metabolic process. The coding region runs from base 150 to 1025 and encodes 291 amino acids. The record is from RefSeq and is a predicted model, not a curated record. Gene Ontology annotation, cellular component: mitochondrion.